Messenger RNA from Sapajus apella (tufted capuchin), 11352 nucleotides. RefSeq names its product family with sequence similarity 126 member A (gene HYCC1). The record is from RefSeq and is a predicted model, not a curated record. The coding region runs from base 5511 to 7076 and encodes 521 amino acids. Gene Ontology annotation, biological process: protein localization to plasma membrane; phosphatidylinositol phosphate biosynthetic process. The transcript has 11 exons. Gene Ontology annotation, cellular component: plasma membrane. NCBI's taxonomy places the organism in Eukaryota, Metazoa, Chordata, Mammalia, Primates, Cebidae.
CCUGGGGCGGGAGCCUCCUGUCCCCUCCCCGCCGCCGCGGAUGCUCCGGCCUCUGCCUCCGCUCCCACCCGCGCUCUCUGCUCCAGCGAGGCAGCCGUUGUCCGUCCAGUCUUGUGGCCACAAUGGUCACUGUGGACCCCCCGCCCCCGCCCCUUGGAGAGCAGUGUUGGCCUGAGUCUUUGGUCCCCCGCAGGGCGGAGAGGUUCAGAAAGCAGCUACGUUUCCUUCCUUGGUUACUACGCUGAAGAUCUCUUCUUGAGCCCUCGCCCCUUCUUUCUAUGAGUGUUCCUCUCCCGAGGCUCAUUUUAAAAAACUAGGGAAUCCUCCGGGGUUUGGCUGAAAAUUGUUGCAUUAAAACACACCAAGUUUGUACGCUUCAGCGAAAUUGGGUGUCCGCCUGUCAGUUUGCACAUGUGUGCUUUGUGCCUUGGGAGUUGAGACAUUCCUGAAAGAUUUUAAUUUUGCCCAAGCGGUUUAGUACUACACAAAAAAUGCUCUCUGAGAAAUACACUAUCACAAGCCUGGCAGCCGCGGCGCUCUUCAAAUAGGGGGAGUUUGUUCCACUGUCACCUACUCCUUACCUUAGAGACUGCACUACCAGCAGUAGAGCCAAGCUGCCCUUUUGCAAAUUAUUUACCCUUGGGUCACACAAUUUUUGGAGCAAGUGGGCCACCUCUUUGGUUCAUGUAACACUUUAUAGCUUGAGAUUUUCAGCUUUUAAAUCUUAUUGGCAUAAAGUCAGAAAGAUUGGUAUAACCUUGAGCCAAUGUAGUAGUACUGGGAGGCUCGUUUUCCGUGAGAACAUUCUACUGCUAACAUCCACAGGCACCCCACCUCCCCCGAUAUUUCUCAUUUUUUUUCUUUAGGUGAAUACAUUUUAAGGUUUACAGGAUGAAUAGUAGUGUAAAUCACCACAUUUCUGAAGUGCAGGCAAAGGCAAGGAAAGAAAAACAUUUAAGAUCUGCUUGGCCAAUAAUAGCUUCAAAAUCAGCUAUUGAAAUAAUCAGUUCAAUCAAAGUGGUAAGGGGAAAACCAUCACAUAUUUAGGAAACAAAUUCUGGAUUUGACUCGUUUAUCCUUAUUCGAUUUAUUGAAAUUACCACAGAGUGAUUAGAAGGAUUAGAAACCUUCUUAGUCAUCAGCAUUAGCACUACCUGGAUACAGAUACCCGAUGAGGCAUUAGCUGGGUCAGCGUUUAUCCUUGCUCUGCUUCCUUUCUUUGUUGUAUUUCUGUUUUAUGAAAUUUCCUCUGGGUUGUAUUUUUUAGACUGGUGUCUUUUGCACAAUGAGUUUAGAUAAAUGUACUGUUUUGUUCCUAAUAUUUAUUUUAUAAUGGAUCUUAAGAAUUUUUUAAAAAUCUUAGUAUUCAAGAUCUAUUUUGGGAUAUCGAGUUUGUAUUUUAUAAAUAAUUGAAAUUAUGUCAAACAUAAAUUUAUUUUUCCACUCUUCCAGGCUGAGUAGGUACUAGGGAUACAGAAAUAAAUGUCAUAGCUCUUGUCUUCAAAUAAUUUAGUAUCUAAUGUACAAAAUGUUAGUCACAUUACAGUAAAGUAACAAUUAUAAUAUUAUGUAGUCAGUGGGAAUAGAGAUAUGCCUAGUGUAGUAGGAGAGUUUAGAGUAGAAGAUGGUUAACUUGCCUUGAGUGUGGGUGGAGUUCGCAGCACACAGCCAGGUUGAGAAGGAUGAUAUAAUUUUGCCAACUGCAGGAGGUAGGUAACUUCUCAAGAGGAGGAUAUAAUAAAUGAGGAAGCAAGGAGGCCUGAGAAACUGUGGCAAUUUAAAUAAGUCAUUGACAAUGACAAGUCAGUGUCAAUAGACAUUGACAGUUGACAAAGUCAAUAACAUUGACAUUGAUAUGGCUUGAAUGCAGGGGUCAGUAGGGAAAUGCUGCCAGAUGAAGACAGUGAGGGUGGUAGAGGGCCAGAUCAGGAGAUGAUAUCUUUAGCUAAAGGGAUUGGAUUGAAGGUGAUAGAUGAGAAGGCAUUUAUUGGAUUUGUAUUUUAGACCUUUGCUGUGGCAGAGUGAGGGAGAAACUGACAAGUUUUAAUCACCUAUGAGAGGAAAGGAGAACCCAGGACUCUGAGGGUUUGACUUGGGGUUCUGUUGAUUAGAAAUGAGGAACACAUAAAUGGAAGGAAGAUGAUAAAUUCUGUUUCGGCUGUUUUGAAUUUGAGGAAGCAGUGGAACUUCAGGUGAAGAUGUAGAUAGAUGUUUGUAUCUAUAGAUGUGAAAGUCAGGAUUAGAGAGAAGAUUGGGGGUUGAACUGAACCAUAUUGAUUUGGCUAUGUUGAAAUGACUCAGGGAAAGCCUUUAGCAUGAUGAGAGUGGCAACCAGAGAACAGAAUAAAUAGCAGAAGUAUGGAGAAUAAUAGUCUGAAAGAGGUAGAGGAAUAGUAGUUAGAAAGGCAGGUGGACCAUCAGGAAAGAUGCCAAAGAGAGAUUUUCAAAUGGAGGAGAACCAGGUUAACACCUUUGAAUGCUGUAGGGAGGUAUCAAAUUAGGAGAGGGCCCCAGUGACCACUUUGUCAGGAGUCCAUAGGUAACUUUAACAAGAACAGUUUAAACUGAGUGGUGGUUCAGGAACCGGUCUUCAGAAGAUUGAUAAAGAAUCAGUGUGAUAAAGUAGACAUGCUUGAGUGAGGCUUUUCAAGAAAACUGAAAUAAAGAAGGUAGAAAAUGAUAGCUAUAUUGAGCAAUGGUUCUUAACCUUGGCUAUUCAUUUACAAUAAUGUAAUAAUAGUUUACAAUAAUCUCAGUAGCUUUAAAUAAUUUUCUUUUGCAGAGGGAACCCUAUACCAAUUUGGUGGGGGUGGGGUUUGAACCCAGAUAUCAAUAUUUAUCUCAACAGCUUUUCUAUUGAAAUGUAAUUGACAUAUAAUACACUACAUAUAAAGUAUACAAUUUGAUAUAUGUUUAUACCUAUAAAAUCAUCACCAUAAUCAAAAUAAUAUUCAUCACCUCCAAAAGUUUCUUGUGUUCCUUUAUAAUCUUUUCCUCUUGUCCCCGGGAAACUACUAUUUACUUUCUGUAACUAUUGAUUACUUGCAUUGAUACUUUUUUUUAUAGUUCCUGAAGUAAUUCCAGUGUGCAGGCAUGGUUGAAAACCACUGCAGAGGUAUAUAGUUUGAAGGAAUGUUCUGUUUGUUUGUUUACAUGCAUAAGGAAAGUGAGAGUAGAGACAAGUAGGAAGAGAUUCUUAAGGAAUUCUGGAAAGAUGAGAUAAUUUUUGGAACUAAGACCCUGAGGAGAUAGAAGUGGAUGGAAUUCAGAGCUUUGACUAGUAAGAAAGGAAGACAUUUCUGGAAGCAACAUCUCUAAGAAUAUAAUGUUAAAGACUGUAUUAUUUCUUUGUUAUCGUCAUCAAAGUUGGCAUAUAGUAUCCUAAUUGGUUCCCUGAAAUACUUGAAGUAGAGAGCAUUUUAAUAUUGUGAAAAUAAAUGCCCCUCAGGAAAAUUCCUUAAAUGGAGCCUGAGAUCUCUGGCAUCAUCAUGUAACACUUUGUCGUUUUUUGGAGGGGGGCAGAUGGAAUUAGCAGUUUGACUAUUGCUUAUCGUUGAGAAUGAAGUCCUGCCAGAGUCUUUUUUGGCCUUCUCAGAGUUAGGCCGCGUAUCUGCACUAAGGAAAAAGAACAUUUAGCACUUGAAAAUCUCCUGUUUAAAGUAUCUUUGCUCAGAAGAAGUCUUGUUUGCUUGCGCUUUGGAUAUAUUCCUUAUAAAUACAUUAAAGAUAAAAUCAUUCCUCUGUCUCCUAAAUGAGACAGAAAAGAGAAGACAAGGAAUUCUCAAAGGCUCACAUUUUUUAUCUUGAGAAAGGUAAUAUCACCACCUGUUUUUUUUUUUGUUUUUUUUUUUAAUUCCUGGCUCAGGUUUUGCAUGUAGGUAAAAUCUGAGUCCUGCUGGUUCUGAAGUCCAGGGCUUCUUCCUCAGCCUUGACUCUUAGCUUUCCAAGGAGGUUGAAAACAGAAUAGUUUAUCCAAAUAUUAUUUGGCAUUGUAACUUGAUCAUAAAGACGAAGUGAAAAGUUUUAUCUGAUUGUCUUGUAUAGUUCUGAAAAUUUCUUUCAUUGUGAUUGAAGAAUUAAAGUAUGAUUCUUUCUAGAAAGGGAAAACAUCCCUAAUUUUGGUGCAGCCCAAGAGUGGAAAUAUCAAUGUUAGCAUGAUUUUGGAUAUUAUUGUUAUUAUAGUUACAGCCAUAUUGUAAACAUUCUUUAUUUUCUUAAUUACUAAUAUAAAGCAUAAUCAUCGUAGGAAAUUUGAAAAAUUCAGGAAAGCGUAAAUGGUAAAUAACACUUAUAAUGCUUCUACCCAGAGACACUUUUUUCUUUUGUGAAUUAUCUAUUAGUGUCCUUUGUCUAUUUUAAUAUUGGAGAUUUUUAAAAACUAAGUUAUAAGAGCCCUUUGUAUAUACAAACUAUUAAGCCUUUGUCAAAUUACGUUGUAGAUCAUUUCUCCAGUUUGUCAUUUUUUAUCUUAAUUUUCUUUUCGAUAUGAAUUUUCUUUUUAAACAGAUUGCUAACAUUUUAAUGUGCUUAAACGUAUCAAAUUUUUCUUUUAUGAUACCUCCCUACUUAGAAGGGCCUUGCAUUCCCGAAUUAUAUGAAUAUUCACCUGUAUUUCCUUAUAUUAAUUCCUCAGUUAAAAAAAAAUUUACAUCUUUCAUCUGUUUGCGAUGUAUUUUAACAUAGGGUGAUGGUUUAAUUAUUUUAAUGCUAUUUAUUGAACAGUUAUCUUUUUCAGAGGUUUUAAAUACAAAAUCAUGUGUAUAUCUAUAGAUAUGGAUACAUUACUUUUUCUAGGUUUUUCUAUUCAGUUUCACUGGGCUACUUUUUUUUUUUUUGCUUUAGUAAUUCCAAACUGUCCUAAUUAUUGUGAGUUUUUAAUGUACUUCGCUAAAUAGUUGUGUGAAUCCCUAUCAUUGUCUUUGUCAAAACAUUUUCACCAUUUCUCUUACAUUUCUUUAUUCAUGUUACAUUAAAUGCAGUUAAGAUCCUAAAAGAACCUCAUUGGAAUAUCUGACCUAAUUUUCUCAGGAGAGUUGUAAUAUCUCUAUUACUACAAUGUUAUCUUCUUUUAUUGAAGUCACCUUUUAUGACUCAAAGAUGUAGUGUUGAGUUUUCUUCACAUAUUUUAAAGUUUGUAGUUUUCUUCAUGUGAGUUCUGCCCAUUAUUAAGUGUUAUUUUUGAUAUUUUAAAACUUAUUGAUCCUAUUGGGGACAGAACUUUUUUCAUUAUUUUAUAAAGAAUAUUAGAUGUACCUGAUGGAACAUAGAAAGAUUGCUGAUUCUCAUAUGCUGUUUUCUAAUUGGUCAUCUUAUGAAACUUAAUUCUGAUGGUUUUUAUUGGGUUUUGUAGUAACUCAAUUAUAUAGCAUCUGUAAAUGAUGAUGAUUUUGUCUUCUUUCCAAAAUUUAAUUCUUGUUUCAUUUUCUUAGGACAUUGAUCAGAACUUCUAGAAUAAUGUUGAGUUAUAUUAUAGUGGUGAACAGUUGAAGGUUUAGAACAGAUGUGGAAAGAUGUUUACUUCAGAGAAAGGAGUUGUGGAGGAAUGGUUGUCAGAAUUUAAGACAUUACCAGAAACAUCUUUAUCAAAUUAUGCCACAAAUUUGAAAGACAAGAGUUCUUUAGUUUCAUCUCUCUAUAAAGUUAUCCAGGAGCCACAAAGUGAGUUGCUAGAACCUGUCUGUCACCAGCUGUUUGAAUUCUAUCGCAGUGGAGAGGAGCAGUUGCUUCGAUUUACACUGCAAUUUCUCCCAGAACUGAUUUGGUGCUAUCUUGCAGUCUCGGCCAGCAGAAAUGUGCAUAGCAGUGGAUGCAUUGAAGCUCUUCUUCUAGGGGUUUAUAAUUUGGAAAUAGUUGACAAACAGGGACAUAGCAAAGUAUUGAGUUUUACAAUUCCAUCUUUAUCCAAACCAUCUGUAUAUCAUGAACCUUCCAGCAUUGGGUCCAUGGCUCUGACCGAGAGUGCUCUAUCCCAGCACGGUUUGUCAAAAGUUGUGUACAGUGGACCUCAUCCUCAAAGGGAGAUGCUGACAGCACAGAAUAGGUUUGAAGUGUUGACAUUCCUUUUGUUGUGUUACAAUGCUGCCUUAACCUAUAUGCCCAGUGUUUCUCUUCAGUCACUGUGUCAAAUUUGUUCAAGAAUCUGUGUGUGUGGAUAUCCUCGACAACAUGUAAGAAAAUACAAAGGUAUAAGUAGUAGGAUACCAGUUUCUUCAGGAUUCAUGGUCCAAAUGUUAACAGGGAUUUAUUUUGCCUUUUAUAAUGGAGAAUGGGAUCUAGCUCAAAAAGCACUGGAUGAUAUUAUAUACAGAGCCCAGCUAGAAUUAUAUCCAGAGCCAUUGCUGGUUGCUAAUGCAAUAAAGGCUUCAUUGCCUCAUGGUCCCAUGAAAUCUAACAAGGAAGGUACAAGGUGUAUUCAAGUUGAAAUCACACCAACUUCCUCUAGAAUAUCAAGAAAUGCAGUAACCAGCAUGUCAAUAAGGGGUCAUAGGUGGAAAAGACACGGAAAUACAGAAUUAACAGGUCAAGAAGAACUGAUGGACAUAUCUGAAGUUGACGAGGGAUUUUAUUCCAGGGCUGCGUCUAGUACCAGCCAGUCGGGUUUAUCAAACAGUAGUCACAAUUGUAGUAAUAAGACAAGUAUAGGAAAAAACCAGAGACGGUCAGGAGGAAGCAAAACUGGAGGAAAAGAAAAAGAAACUACAGGGGAAUCUUGCAAAGAUCACUUUGCUCGAAAACAAACUCAGAGAGCCCAAAGUGAGAAUCUUGAGCUUCUCUCUUUGAAGAGACUUACUUUAACAACCAGCCAAUCCCUACCUAAGCCUAGUUGCCAUGGCUUGGCUAAGACUGCAGCGACUGUGUUUAGUAAAUCCUUUGAACAAGUCAGUGGUGUCACAGUCCCACAUAACCCGUCAUCUGCUGUUGGUUGUGGGACUGGGGCAGAUGCCAAUAGGUUUUCCGCUUGUAGUCUCCAAGAAGAAAAGCUUAUUUACGUUUCAGAAAGAACUGAACUUCCAAUGAAGCAUCAAUCAGGUCAGCAGAGACCUCCUAGUAUUAGCAUUACUCUGUCCACAGAUUAAUUAGUAACAUAUUUUCUCCCAUAAUCCAGUGAACCUGGAAAUACAACUUUGCUUCUUCAUGAAUGUGCCCUGGGUCUUUCAUCCAUAUUCCUGACAGAGGAGCCUGGUGUCUUAAAUUCGGAAGGCUCCCUUGACUUUAUGAAGGGAAUGUUGUCUAGGUUGAAAUACGGUUUUAUUUCUUGAUUACAAUUUUUUCCCCUUGGCUUGAGUCUUUUUUUUUCCUUCUUGUUACUGUUGCCCUAAGAUUGUCAGUGACAAUAAUUUUGACAGGUUUUCUGAUCAAGUUGGUUAUAUCUCAUGUGAGGUUGUAAGGUGGGUUUUUUUGUUUGUUUGUUUGUGUGUGUGUGUGUUUUUUUUAAAAAAUAGCUCCUAUUUUGGUGGUUGUGUGUUUGGCCUUCAGAGUCAAAGGGAGUCUCCAUGUAUGGGAACUUUUAUAGAGGAUGGGGCAGAGGCACAACUCCAGGAAUUCUGCAGCUCCUGGUCAGGAAGCCAAUCUGAAAAACAGGCAUGUGGAAAAACGAAAACGAUGUGCAUGAAAAGCACCUGAUGAAAAUGUUUGUAACCAGAUCAUCUUUAAGAUUAGAACAGUUUGUUCAAAGCACUGGAAAAUGCCUGGUAACCCAGUUCUUAGAAUAUUAUAUGAGGUAGAGACAUUUCUGUUAUCUUUGAAACAUUUUUAUAUCAAAAAUCAGAUUGCUGGUAGGUGUGUUGUUUUGAAGUGUUUGAUCUGGAUUUAGCAGGUGAAGAUCCCUUUCAGUUCUUAAGGUAUAAUAGGCGGUAAAGCUGAUUUGCCCUACCGCUCAACUUUGGAAAUCCUAGUUAGUUUGGACUCCUAUAAUUCAGAGCAUACAUCAUUGAAGACUUCCUGGAAAUCAUUGUAAAUCUUGCAACACAGCUCUCAAGAUACCAGUAUCAACUGUAUAAUAUGGAAUUGUUUGUCUGCAAAUGAAGGAAAUUAGAUACAUCUUUCAUCUAUAAAAUGUCAUGAAAGAAAAUAAAGUUUGUGAACUAUGGACAAAGGACAUUUAUUUAUUGACUAGGGUUGUUUCUGUUUGUGUUCUUAAAUUUAAAAUAUGAAAAAAAAUGAAAUGUGUUUCUUGUUUGUGAACAGGCCUAUCUUAAAUAUCUUAGUGUGAUAUCAAAAGAGUAAUCAGUUUAGUUACCUCCCAACUAAAAAAUAAAAAUAAAGGCGAUAUGGCCGAAGUUAAAACAAACUUGUAUGUAUCUGUAGGUGACCUUUGAUGGACAUAAACAUUUGGUGUUUGCUAGCGGUAGUCCUUUUGCCUAUGGUUGCGGUUCCCUUGUAAAGCAAGUGUACUUAAGUCAUCAUUCAGAAUGAGAGAGGGGAAGCAGGGCUGAGGCUGAGUCAGUUGACUGUUGAGGAAGGCCUAAGGAGCUGUCCAGUUCUUGGCUCUUUCACUGUCAGUACACAGCGAUUUUCUUCUUCAUAGUGCCUUGCUGUGGUCACCAAUAGAGCAUGCUAGUGUUUCCUCUUGUACCUGCUUAUGCAGAGCUCAGAUAUGUGAAAAAUUUGUAUGUUUGGAAGGCUGCCAGAGCAUUUAUUUUCAACAUAGUUUUGACUGCAACUGCUUUGGCUACCAUUUUAAACUAAAUUCUUCAAAAAGUAUGAGCUAGUUUUCAUUCAUUAGCCCUGAUUACAAUGUGGUUUUCGGCAUAAAUGAAUUUGAUUUUUUUUCUUAGCUCCAGUAACAGAAUGGAAUAAGAUCUAUUGGCAUAAAUUGUAGUUAAGAACUAUAAGGCAGUCAGGCAGUGAAACUUGGUAUUAACUUAAUAGGAAUCCUGCAUACAAAUUAUAAUAUUUGUAAAAUGUCACUGUGAGUUUACUAAUGUCUUUUUGUCACUUUAACAAUGAAUUUCCCCUGUGCAUAGUUAUUAAUAGUAUUGGUAUUAUUAAAAAUGAAUUUGUAAGAUUGGCAUUUUAAGCAAGUUGAGGUGCUUAGGAAACAUUGCAGAAUAAGUUUGAGGAAAUGUUAGCUGACACAGCUGAGAGAUCAGAUGUUAAUGUUCUACCACUGUAAUGGAACCUUAUUUGGGUAUUCUUCUAGACCUUUGCUGGUUGUGUGGUCUGAGGACCAGUAAGUAGGAUUGGCAUAAUCUGAUGUCUUGUUAAAAAUGCAGAAUUUUAGUGUCACUCUAAGUCUACUAAAUCAGAAUUUGCAUUUUUAACAAGGUCUCCAAGUGAAUUUUAUGAAAAGAAAGUGUUAGAGUGCAAACAAAUUAUUUAUCUAAAAUGUUGAAUUCCCAGUGGUCUCACAGCCCUAGAUCAAAUGUGUCAGACCCUAGAUCAUUAUAAUCUUAAUGGUUUUGACAGCUAAUUAAUAAAUUUAAUAUUUGACAUAUGGCUUCUUAAGUCUUUGAAUUCUAAAUUGCAAAUGAUCCUGAAUUUUACAAUAAAAAAUGUAACGCUUUAUAUUUUUCUUGUUAACCAUAAAUGGAAUCAGAGCUGUAAAUGCCUGAAAUUUGAAGUAUGAAAAGGGGUGCCACCCAUUUAUAAACAGCACAACAAAUUUGCAUUUGUAUAUUCUUUUAAAAAAAUAUCUGAAGGCUUACUCAGUAAAAUGGUUCUGAAUUUUUGCUUCAAAUGAUUUGCACUAACUGAUUUUCUGGGGUGUGAAGUUAUGUUAACAACAAAAUUCUUUUAUAGUUCCUUUGAUACUAUUUCAAAUAAGGAUUACUCAUUGAAAGUUUUUAUAGAAAUUAUGAAAAUUGGAUAAUCUUAACUGUGGUAACAAUUACUAUUAUCCAUAUUACUAUCUCACCACUCAUCUUUCAAAUUUAAAAGUUGGGGUAGCUUUCGUAGGUCACUUUCUUAUAAAGAUGCUGAUAGUCAUAGAUCUCCUAAGUCUCCAGAAUAAUAUUUUUAUCAUGAGAAGGAUUCCACACAAAAUUGGGAUAUUGUACCUCAUAGUUCAGAGGAUCUGAACAGAAAUUGUGGCUCCAUUGCACAUUUUAAGUCUCUUGAAAUCGCCCAACCUCUCACUUUUGAAAACCCAAUGGCCUGGGGUGUUCUGGUGGCAUUGGAGCCAGCACUAGCUUUUUGGAAUCCAAAUGGGGAGAGAACGUAGACUUUUCAAGGGACUGCCCUAGAGUACCCAGGGCAAAUGCUUCCUUUCCCUUCCUAAAGCCACAGGAAAGCACCCUAGAGUCCUUUGUAUACCACUAUGGAAAUUUUAAAGGCAAGCUCUCUAGACUUGAAGAGUUGGAAUUCUCAGCAUUUAAAUGAUGACUUAAAUUUGUUUUGAAAAAGCAGUAUUUCAUUGCCCUUUUCAAUUGUGAAGCAACUGCUUGGCAAAUAUUACUCAGUUUUUUUAAAAAAGUUGAAUUAAAGGGAAAUAUAUUUACAAAACCAAAAUAGAUCAAAAUGAUCCCAAUUUUAAGGGAUUUUGCCUAUUUUGGAAGAAUAAAACUAAAAUGUUAAAACUGUUGAAUUAUGGAGAAGAGAUGUACUCUGAGACAUAAUUUUAAAUAAAUGUUUAAAAUAAGGCAGGUUAGCAUUUGCAUCUAGGUACAAUAAAUCUAUAUUAAAGGGAAGCACAUCAAGGAAAUACGUAUGUUGAAUAAUGUAACUGAAAAAUAUUUUUAAAAAACCACUUAAAAAUAAUUUGAUAGGUACUUUAAGCAUUGUAGAUACAAAUUAAUGUAUAAUAGUGUCUUCCCAGCCUUUGUAUGAAAAAUUAAAACUUUCUAGUCCUUUAAUGAGCAUGAAUUUAUACUUCUAGAUUUGUUGCUUAGUAAAAUUAUACACAGUACUUUGAGUUAUUCAGAUUUAUGUUUAAUAUUAUUAAAUUCAUCAGAGAACAUAAAUAUAUUGUCUUCUAUACUUUGUAACUUGUGGAUAUCUAAAGAAACUAGCAAUGAACAUUUUGGAAGAUGUUUUAUGUUUUUUAUAGUAGAGUUUUAGAGUACAUGUGUGUUAAUAGGAAGUUUUUACCAUAAACUCAAGAUUCUAUUUCAUGUAUUGCUGCUUUCUCUUCUAUGGAACUUACUGUGUGCCUCUUACUUUAUUUCUAAUCAUGUAGUGAUACUAAUCUUUUCAUAGUAAAUAUACUUGUUUCUAAUUGUAUUCCUAGAGUUUACAUUCCUAAAGAAUAAACUAUGACUUUGGAUAUUUUUAUGUGUUCCCUACCUUCUUAAGGCUAUGGAAAUAAACUGGAAUUUAGUUUUUUGAUUUUUUUGUAUAUUUGUGCAAAUGUUCUCCAUAUGCAGUACUUUAUACAAGUGUUGCCGCUUUUAUUGAAAUAAAAACUGAAAAAAA